Messenger RNA from Xiphias gladius (swordfish), 784 nucleotides. RefSeq names its product T cell leukemia translocation altered (gene tcta). The transcript has 4 exons. The coding region runs from base 138 to 443 and encodes 101 amino acids. The record is from RefSeq and is a predicted model, not a curated record. Lineage: Eukaryota; Metazoa; Chordata; Actinopteri; Istiophoriformes; Xiphiidae.
CCACUGCCUCGGCACGCUGUAGCUAGCGCAGCUGAGAAGAGCAGAGUAUGUUGAGGUGCUUGACUUAAAUGUUGGCUUCGCCCCUCACACGCAUUUUAUCAUUAGCAGCACACAGCAGACCUGGAUAACCGGACACUAUGGAGGAACCGUGGGACUUUGAGUUUUUGUCCCGCAUCGCUGACAGCUGCUUGUCGUUUCUCUCUGAGUUUGUGGACGACUGGCUCGCCAACGAUAUGAGAGUCUCCAUAUUCAAGAUAUUACUUAGUUGGUUAAUUUUAAGUCUUAUCGCAAUUCACUUAGUAUGGAAGGUCUAUGGGAAUACAGUGAACGACAUGUAUUACCGACAAGGGACUGGACAGAACGGAGGCACACCUGAUACAGCACCUCACCUGAGUGGAUGGGAAAGCAAAGCAGGAGAUUCUCUGAAGACUCAUCGAGACUAACAAGACAAUGGACUUGGACUUUGGACUUUAUCAAAGUGAGAGCUGGACAGUUAACAUCUCCCGGAGACACUGAUUGCACCCACGUUUUCCGAAAACUAUCAUCUUCAGUGCAUUUAAGAUGGAUGUAUCUUCUGGCAACUGCCCAGAGAAACAUACAGUUCAAGUGAAUGGGAAAGUGGUCUCAGACUUUUGGACCCCACUGUAUGUUAUCACUAUGCAUACCAACAGCGUCACACUGAUAUCCACUAAAUUGACUAUAUACUGCUGCAAGAUAUUUAUUUCAGUCUGUCAGCUUUUGUCAAUGAACGGGACUUUAUUCUGCAUAAAACCUUUGAUCUGUU